AGCAGCUGCUCCCCUCAGAAACAGGAACUUGGGCAAGGUGGCUCCUCGGUCCUCUGUGAUGCCGUCAGAGGAAGCGGGUGGUUGUAAGAACCACAGAGUUUAUAGAUGAAGCCAGCACUCUAAGAACCUGCGCCUGCGUGUCUGAUAGCUCAGAGCCCUGACCCUUCUUGUCUGGCUGGCGGUACUGGGGAGGGCCGUCCAGUCCAAGACUACUGAGGAGCACACAGGGCUUCUGUCCUGAGGCCAGCGUACAAACUGCCAACCACAGACAGAUGCUGAGCUUCCCAAGCCGACUCCAAGAACCUCUCUGAAGAUCCUCCAGAAGGCCCUAACUGAAGCAUGCGUUUUAGCUGAGUGUCGUCCCCAAGCCUCUGAGUACGAGACGCUGCAUCUCUUUCAGAUUUGUCUCAGCAAUGCGCUUCUGAGAGUUCUGUAGAGGAAUCAUGGGAAGUCUGCCCAGCAGAAGGAAAAUGCUGCCAAGCCCAAGUGUGAGUCCCAGUGUCCAAGGCCAGGAACCUGGGCCCUUGCAAGCAGAGAGGUGCAAGGCCACAGCUGUGGCCCUGGGCGGUUUCCCUGCAGGCGGCCACACUGAGCUGUCUCUGAGACUGGGAGAACCAUUGACCAUCAUCUCUGAGGAUGGAGACUGGUGGACGGUGCUGUCACAAGUCUCAGGCAGAGAGUACAGAGUCCCUAGCGUGCAUGUGGCCAAAAUCUUCCACGGGUGGCUGUAUGAGGGCCUGAGCCGGGAGAAAGCUGAGGAACUGCUAUUGCUGCCCGGAAACCCUGGAGGGGCCUUCCUCGUCCGGGAGAGCCAGAGCAGGAGAGGCUGCUACUCCCUGUCAGUCCGACUCAGCCGCCCCGCAUCUUGGGACCGGGUCAGACACUACAGGAUCCAGCGCCUUGACAACGGCUGGGUGUACAUCUCCCCUCGUUUCACCUUCCCCUCACUCCAGGACCUGGUGGACCAUUACUCAGAGCUGGCGGAUGACAUCUGUUGUGUCCUCAAGGAGCCUUGUGCUCUGCAGAGAUACAGCCCACUCCCUGUCAAGAACAUACCCCCACCUGUGACCGUGCAGAGAAUAUCACUCAACUGGAAAGAACUGGACAGCUCCCUCCUGUUUUCUGAAGCACCUACCACUGGGGAGGCCUCUCUUCUCAGUGAGGGGCUCCGGGAGUCCCUCAGCUCCUACAUCAGCCUAACUGAGGAUGUCUCCUUGGAUGAUGCCAAGGUCAGAAGCAGAGGUCGGAGGGGGAACCAAGGCUGUGGCACCUAGAAGACCAUGGUGUGUCGCGAGGCUUGGGACACAAGUGCAUCCAGGGAUCCACAUGGACCCUCUGCUUCUUUCUCUUGGCCCUAAGAAGUCACUGAUCUCAUCCCCUGGCUAUGACCCUGCCUGCAGCUUCUAUUUAGAAUGCAGGGCAGUUGGGAGCAGGAUCAGGGCUCCAAGAAAAUAAACUACCACUGGGAUCUGUCGGGUCCUGAUUUUGACAAUUCCAGUUCUAUGUGAAUCCCAUUCUACAUGCUGUUAACCAGCCCUAUUUACAAUGUAUCAGUCACCACUAACAUAGAGGAGGGAAAAAGAUCAUAUUAGAACACCAAUGUACUUUCUUACCUUGGCAAACAGGACUGCGACCCAGAAGGAAAAGGCUGGUGGCUGAUCACAGCAGCAAAUCCUGGGUUUUUAGCUUCCACCUGACUCUCAGAACAAGUAGGACCACUGUCAAUCCAGGUCCUCAAAUGUCACCUGCAAGCCCCUUCUCUGUACAGUCCCAGCUUUCAGUUGUCCAUUCUGUAGCUUAUUCAAAACCAACCAAGUUCUCCCAAUCUCCCCAGCCUAGUCAUCUUGUGGCCAAAUACAAAGUGAACCUCCCCCCUCCCCAAUCAUCUCAUUGUGUAGCUCAGGUUUGUAUCUUGCCUUGGCCUCCCAAGAUUAUAGGUUUGCAUCACUGCAACUGGCUCAAAGUAACACUGGUUGAGCCUAACAUGCUGUAGAUGAGCACAGAGCCAAAGAGCACAGUGUGCAGUAUGUGGGCAUAAGAAGGUAGUGAGCCCUCUCCCCACAACACACCUGAGCACAGCCUGCACCAACUACACCCUGACUUCCCUGCUGCCCGCAAGAGGAAGGCUUGGCUGCAGAGCAGAAAGAAAAAGGGAGCAGAAAGAAAAAGGAGCUGUCUCCUCCGAUACUCCUCCGAGGCUUCAGGUGAGGUAGGGAAGGGUUUAUCAGGUACCAUCAGCAGGUUCUCAUUAAAGAUUUGUUUAUUCAAGUA
Messenger RNA from Cavia porcellus (domestic guinea pig), 2271 nucleotides. RefSeq names its product Src like adaptor 2 (gene Sla2). Gene Ontology annotation, biological process: regulation of MAPK cascade; signal transduction. The record is from RefSeq and is a predicted model, not a curated record. NCBI's taxonomy places the organism in Eukaryota, Metazoa, Chordata, Mammalia, Rodentia, Caviidae. Gene Ontology annotation, molecular function: phosphotyrosine residue binding; epidermal growth factor receptor binding. The coding region runs from base 444 to 1274 and encodes 276 amino acids. Gene Ontology annotation, cellular component: plasma membrane; nucleoplasm; cytoplasm. The transcript is spliced from 8 exons.